Molecule: messenger RNA, 1404 nt
Organism: Daldinia vernicosa
Lineage: Eukaryota; Fungi; Ascomycota; Sordariomycetes; Xylariales; Hypoxylaceae
Exons: 1
Coding region: 130-1200 (356 amino acids)
Biological process (GO): canonical NF-kappaB signal transduction
Source: RefSeq, a predicted model, not a curated record
GUGCCUAUGAGGUACGUUUUCUAAACCUACCCACUUUCAUCAUAACUAUGCCCUCUUCAUCAUACCGAGUCUAGUAUUUCGGAGCUUCCCUAUAUACUAAAGGGGAUAACUACGCGCUAUGUCUACAAGAUGACCACAGAGGCAGCGUCGCCGAAAAGGCGACACAUACUAUCCUCAAUAAACCCAGAUCGCCGUUCAGCUUCACCCAAGAUAGAAAAUGGCAAUACACCUCCGGCUGAGGCCCCACCUCCGGAGCCGCAGCCGAAUCUAGAGCAGGAAGAAUUCGAAGCUACGGAAUUGAGGGACAGGAAGAAGACAAGCAGAUUCCGCUUUAAAUCGAAGCGCUCGCGGCUCCAUCGGCACUCCUCCCGAGACCGCGACCGCGACCGCGAUGAUGACUACGAACGUGAAGACGAAGCCGAACCACACCGUCAUCGCCACAGACACAGACAUCGUCACCACCAUCACCACCAUAAACACAAGCGGCGACGCUCACGCUCACCCACGCCUCCCAACCCCUUCGAGCCACCCCCUCUCGGUUCCGAAGCCGCGUUCCGAGAAUCUCUCUUUGACGCAAUGGCAGACGACGAAGGCGCAGCGUACUGGGAAGGCGUAUACGGACAACCGAUCCACAUCUACCCCCAGGCGCGGUCCGGGCCAGACGGGGAAUUAGAACGGAUGGACGACGACGAGUACGCGGCGUACGUGCGGCAGAAGAUGUGGGAGAAGACGCACCAGGGUCUGCUAGAGGAACGGGCGCGCCGCGAGGAGCGCCGGAAACAGCGAGACCGGGAAGAGGAUGAGGCUAGGAGGCUUACGCGCGAGAUGGAGCGGAGCUUGCGUAGGGGCGAGGAGAGGCGUAGGAGAAAGGGCUGGAAAGAGCGCUGGGAGGAGUAUGCGCAGGCGUGGAAGGAGUGGGAUGGGACGCCGGAGCAUAUGGCGUGGCCGGUGCGGAGUGGACGGCGCGAGGACGUGGGUGCGGAUGCUGUAAGGGACUUUUUCGUCAUGGGUAUCGACCCUGAGGACGUUGGCGAAACGGAGUUCUUGGCAAAACUGAAAGAGGAACGCGUCCGGUGGCAUCCGGAUAAGAUACAGCAGCGACUCGGCGGACAGGUCGAUAGUGCCGUCAUGCGCGAUGUUACGGCGGUGUUCCAGAUCGUGGAUAAGUUGUGGUCGGAUACCCGGUCUAAGCUGCAAUGAGUGAGAGGUUCACGACGAAAUAGGAACCUAGACACGAAUGAGAUAGGUCUAUUAGUUUAUUAUAGGCUGAAAGCCUAGAUAGAUUACGUUCAAUGCAGAAGUAGCACAUAGGGCACUUAGAUACCCAAUAUAUCUUGAGCCUCUACUCAGGAGAUAUAGUCUAACUAUGAUUAAUUCUUACAAGAAACGCGGUUAUAAAUUCUU